AAGAGCGCAGCGACGCACCAUGACUCUCCACUGGACUUAAGCAAUAAGGAUUUUCCCCGUCUCCACGCAGUGAACUCGCAGCUGUGUAUUUUAUUUAUUUUUUUCACGACAAAAAAAAAAGUUUGGCAAAAGUUUUGCCCACCAGUUAUUUUUUUCAAGAUGCCACGCUCUUUUCUGGUCAAGAAACACAUAAACUCCGCGAGGAAGCCAAAUUACAGUGAGCUGGAGAGCCCCACAGUGUUCAUCACGCCGCACAUCUACCGGGGCAUCCCCCAGCAGGAGAUCCUGAGCCCGGCCGCGUACAGCCCCAUCACCGUGUGGACUACCAGCAACUUGCCGCUGUCCCCGCUCCCCAGCGACCUCUCCCCCAUCUCUGGAUACCCGUCGUCGCUCUCCGACGCCUCCUCCAAAGACCACAGCGGCUCCGAGAGCCCGAGGAGCGAUGAAGACGAGCCGAUGCUGCCCAAACUGACAGACCCUCACGGGGUGGAGGCAGAGAAAUUCCAAUGCGGAUUGUGCAGCAAGUCCUACUCCACGUACUCUGGACUGCUUAAGCACAAACAGCUGCACUGCGACGCCCAGACGAGGAAAUCCUUCAGUUGUAAAUACUGCGAGAAGGAGUACGUGAGCCUGGGGGCUCUCAAAAUGCACAUCAGGACUCACACGUUGCCUUGUGUUUGCAAAAUAUGUGGGAAGGCGUUCUCCAGACCGUGGCUGCUCCAAGGACACAUCAGGACGCACACCGGAGAGAAGCCGUUCUCCUGCCCCCACUGCAACAGGGCUUUUGCGGACAGGUCCAAUCUCAGGGCUCACCUACAGACCCAUUCGGAUGUGAAAAAAUACCAAUGCAAGAACUGCUCCAAAACCUUCUCCAGGAUGUCUCUCCUGCACAAGCACGAGGAAUCUGGUUGUUGUGUAGCACACUGAACUGGGAUACUUUUACCAACACCAACCACCACCACCAGAAGAAGAAAAAAGAAAACAAAACCCUCUUGUUGCUUCUAUGUUUGUUUUUGUUUUGUUUUUUUCCCCCAGGAGAACUGUCAGGGAAUCACUUCGAAGGGGGUUUGUUCCCAAAUAUGCAGACUUUUUUUUUUUUCUUCUUCUUCUUCUUCUUCUUCUUCCUUCUUCUCCUUGGAGCGGUCCAUUUCAUUUCAAAGUGAGAAAUAUCUCUGCGCUCACGUGCUUCUCGUUUCAAAGCAGUUGUUUCUGCGUCGAGCUCAUGUACUUACUUUACCUACCUGUGCUAUUCAUGCACUUUUUUUUUCUUCUGCAUGUCUAGAAUGUUUUAUAUGCCUUCACAAAUGUUAUCGUCAGUGUUUUUUUUGUCUUAUCAAUGGCUGUCAUGCAGUCCUCCACUUUUCCUUUUUUUUCUAUACGGACCACACAAACGAUACCAAAAAAGGCGCAUUAUGAAUGACAGUACACACAUAUAUAACAAGAGGAAUACCGAAGCCAUUGUUACUUAGGGAACAAGUGCAAACUUUAGUUUUUAGGGUGAAAUUAUGUUUAACUUUUUUUGCACAGUCAUUAGAAAACAGUUUGCCAGCACUCGAAUAGCAGAACAAACCUUUCUCAAAAGUGCCUCAGUUUGUCUUGGCAAUAAUAUGUAUUAUUCAACAGUUUUCCUGUUAUAUUUUUUAUAUAUUGAAUGUAAGCGUGACUGAGAUGAUUGUAUAUUUACAGUGGAAAAACUGUGACGCGGAAUGACUUUUCAUAUUUUUUUUCAUAUUUUUCAUGACACUUUUAUUUUUUUAGAAAUAAAGUUUCGUGACAUUUUGUAUAAUUUUCA
Molecule: messenger RNA, 1792 nt
Organism: Cyclopterus lumpus (lumpfish)
Lineage: Eukaryota; Metazoa; Chordata; Actinopteri; Perciformes; Cyclopteridae
Gene: snai2
Product: snail family zinc finger 2
Exons: 3
Coding region: 160-927 (255 amino acids)
Biological process (GO): regulation of DNA-templated transcription
Molecular function (GO): RNA polymerase II cis-regulatory region sequence-specific DNA binding; DNA-binding transcription factor activity, RNA polymerase II-specific
Source: RefSeq, a predicted model, not a curated record